Molecule: messenger RNA, 246 nt
Organism: Sclerotinia sclerotiorum 1980 UF-70
Lineage: Eukaryota; Fungi; Ascomycota; Leotiomycetes; Helotiales; Sclerotiniaceae
Exons: 1
Coding region: 1-246 (81 amino acids)
Source: RefSeq, a predicted model, not a curated record
AUGGGAGAUGCCGAGGUAAGAACUCAUCACAUGCAGUUGUGGGUACUAGAGUUUCGUAUAAAAUCAGGACUUUUCGCCGCUGCACACCUGUUACUUCUAAAAGAAGAAGGUGUUCCAUCUUUAGCGUACAGAGCCUCCUCAAAACGUGUGGUUGCAGUAUGCAUUGCCUACAGUUUGGAGAAAUGUGCUAUCGUCCUGCAUGAAAGAUCCUACGCAGUGACUGAGACUGGAAGUGCAUUCGAUUGA